AGCAGCGACAGGCAGGGCAGGGAGCCGGAGGGACAAACAGGAGACAGAGGACAGAAGCCCAUAGCACCGGGGAGCUGUGACACAGCAGCAGCAGCAGCCCCAGCAGUAGCAGCCCCGGCAGUAGCAGUAGCAGUAGCAGCCUGGGAUUGGCACUGAGAGGCCAGCAUUAAUGCCCCAGCGCACAGGGAGCCAGUGAGAGCAUCGCCAAACCAGGACAUGGCGGGAGCGUCGGUGAAGGUUGCGGUCAGAGUGCGGCCGUUCAACUCAAGAGAAAUUGGGAAGGAUUCAAAAUGUAUCAUCCAGAUGUCUGGAAAUACAACCACAAUCGUCAACCCCAAACAGCCGAAGGAGACUCCCAAAAGCUUCAGCUUUGACUAUUCCUACUGGUCACACACUUCAGAAGAGGACAGUCAGUAUGCGGGCCAGCGUCAGGUGUAUCGUGACAUUGGAGAAGAGAUGCUGCUUCACGCAUUUGAAGGAUACAAUGUCUGUAUCUUUGCCUAUGGACAGACUGGGGCUGGGAAAUCCUACACUAUGAUGGGCAGACAGGAGCCAACCCAACAAGGCAUCAUACCCCAGCUGUGUGAAGAUCUUUUCUCUCGAAUCAGUGACACAACCAAUGACAACAUGUCUUACUCUGUAGAGGUCAGUUAUAUGGAAAUAUACUGUGAACGAGUUAGAGACCUGCUGAACCCCAAAAACAAGGGGAACCUGCGAGUGCGUGAACACCCCCUUCUGGGACCCUAUGUAGAAGAUCUGUCGAAGCUAGCCGUCACUUCUUACCAGGAUAUUCAGGAUCUCAUGGACUCUGGUAACAAGGCCAGGACUGUUGCUGCUACCAACAUGAAUGAAACUAGCAGUCGUUCCCAUGCUGUGUUCAACAUCAUCUUUACCCAGCGCAGACAUGAUGCUGAUGCUCAGACCACAACAGAGAAGGUCAGUAAAAUAAGUCUGGUAGAUCUUGCUGGAAGUGAAAGAGCUGACUCUACAGGUGCAAAGGGAACAAGAUUAAAGGAAGGUGCAAAUAUCAAUAAGUCUCUCACUACCCUUGGAAAAGUGAUAUCUGCUCUUGCUGAAAUGGACUCUGGGACUAAUAAGAACAAAAAGAAGAAGAAAAAUGAUUUCAUUCCCUACCGAGAUUCAGUGCUUACUUGGCUCCUGAGAGAGAAUUUAGGUGGGAACUCUCGCACAGCCAUGGUUGCUGCACUGAGCCCAGCAGAUAUUAAUUAUGAUGAAACCCUCAGCACCUUGAGAUAUGCUGACCGUGCCAAACAGAUUAGAUGCAAUGCUGUUAUAAAUGAGGAUCCAAAUAACCGUCUGAUCCGUGAGCUGAAAGAUGAGGUGGCACGACUAAGGGACCUCUUGGGAGCACAAGGAUUGUCUGACAUUAUUGACAAUGUUUGUCCUGUGGAUAACGGGAAUGUGCUACACAAACGUCAUGCUGCUGACAAUCUCUUCACAGCCGUUAAUGCCCUGACUGGUAUGAGUCCUUCGUCUUCCAUGUCUGGUUUGUCCAGCCGAGCUGCAUCUGUCACCAGCUUACACGAGCGCCUGGCAUUCACACCUGGCAGUGAAGAAGCCAUUGAGAGACUCAAGGAGACCGAAAAAAUUAUAGCAGAAUUGAAUGAGACAUGGGAGGAAAAACUGCGCAGGACUGAAGCUAUUCGCAUGGACAGAGAAGCUUUGCUGGCAGAGAUGGGAGUAGCUAUGAGAGAAGAUGGAGGAACACUUGGAGUCUUUUCACCUAAAAAGACUCCUCACCUUGUAAAUCUUAAUGAAGAUCCUCUAAUGUCUGAGUGUCUAUUAUAUUACAUCAAAGAUGGCAUUACCAGGGUUGGGCGUGAGGAUGCAACAAUGAGACAAGACAUUGUGCUGAGUGGCCACUUUAUUCGUGAUGAGCAUUGUAUUUUCCGGAGUGAUGUAUUGGCUUGCGGAUCAGUGGUGGUAACUCUUGAGCCCUGUGAUGGAGCUGACACAUAUGUAAAUGGCAAGAAGCUGACAGAUCCUUGUAUUCUGAGAUCCGGAAACAGAAUUAUUAUGGGCAAGAGUCACGUAUUCCGCUUCAACCACCCUGAGCAAGCGCGCCAGGAAAGGGAACGCACGCCCUGUGCCGAAACCCCAUCUGAACCUGUGGACUGGGCAUUUGCUCAGAGAGAGCUCCUGGAGAAGCAAGGAAUUGAUAUGAAACAAGAGAUGGAUCAGAGGCUCCAAGAACUGGAAGAUCAAUACAGAAAAGAACGUGAAGAAGCAAAUUACCUUCUGGAACAGCAGCGACUGGACUAUGAAAGCAGACUGGAAGCAUUACAGAGGCAGAUGGAUUCUAGAUAUUUUACCGAAGUGAACGAGGAAGAAGAAGAACCUGAAGAUGAAGUUCAGUGGACUGAACAGGAAUAUGAUCUGGCACUCUGGGCUUUUCGGAAGUGGAAGUGGUACCAGUUUACAUCACUCCGAGAUCAACUUUGGGGAAAUGCCAUCUUCCUUAAAGAAGCCAAUGCUAUCAGUGUGGAAUUGAAGAAAAAGGUACAGUUCCAGUUUGUUCUGCUGACAGACACUUUGUAUUCUCCUCUCCCUCCGGACCUGCUGCCGCCUGAUGCCCAUACUGAACGAGAGAAACGUCCUUUCCCAAGAACCAUUGUAGCUGUGGAGGUUCAGGAUCAGAAAAAUGGUGCAACUCACUACUGGACCUUAGAAAAACUCAGGCAACGUCUGGACAUGAUGAGGGAGAUGUAUGACCGGGCUGCAGAGCUUCCUUCUGGUCUGACUGAGGACUGUGAUAAUGUGGUGACUGGAGGAGAUCCAUUUUAUGACCGAUUCCCUUGGUUCCGACUGGUGGGCAGCUCUCCCCUAUUCACCACAUGCAUGAGCGAGAGCAUGGCCGAAAUUACUCCCUCCCCCACUCUAUCGAGCCCCGGCUCCGAAGGCCCGGAGCCGGCCUCCCAGCUUGAAGAGGAGGAUAUUUUUCAGGAUGAUGAGGAAGAGGAUGAUGGACCUCAGGAGCAUCCCUGCUGUGCUGUCAGAUCAGACCCGUUUCACGACCGAUCCCCCCUGUUCAGUGUAGUGGGAAGGGCUUUUGUGUACCUGAGUAAUUUGCUGUACUCUGUCCCUUUGGUUCAUCGAGUCGCCAUUGUCAGUGAGAAAGGAGAAGUGAAAGGAUUUCUUCGUGUUGCUGUUCAGGCCAUAUCAGCUGACGAGGAAGCUCCUGAUUAUGGUUCUGGAGUCCGGCAGUCUGGCACAGCUAAAAUAUCCUUUGAUGAUCAACAUUUUCAAAAGUUCCAGGCUGAAACCUGCCCAGGAAUGACACGCUCAGGCACUUCACAAGAAGAGCUUCGAAUUGUUGAGGGAGGACAAGGACAAAACCCGGACUCGUGUCCUUCUGCUGACGAAGUGAACAACAAUACCUGUGCAGCUUCUCUGCAGUCUUCCUUGUUGGAUAGUCCUACCAAGCCACCCUUUGACCUCUCAGACACUAUGGGCCACCCUCUGAAACUGGGCAGCAUCUUCACAUUCAGAGUGACUGUCUUGCAGGCAUCGAGUAUACCUCCAGAAUAUGCUGACAUAUUCUGCCAAUUCAAUUUUAUUCAUCGCCAUGAUGAGGCCUUUUCAACUGAACCAUUAAAAAACACAGGCCGAGGGCCACCACUGGGCUUCUACCAUGUGCAAAAUAUUGCUGUGGAGGUCACUCAGUCAUUUGUGGAAUAUGUGAAGAGUCAGCCAAUUGUCUUUGAGGUGUUUGGACAUUAUCAGCAGCAUCCUUUCCCUCCUCUGUGCAAAGAUGUUCUAAGCCCUCUGCGCUCUUCCAGACGCCUGCUUCCAAGGGUCAUGCCUCUGUCUAAACCAGUUCCUGCCACUAAGUUGAGCAGACAGCGAGUUCCCAGUGUUGGUCCCUGUCACUGCAAGUAUGACCUGAUGGCUUACUUCCAGAUCUGUGAACUUGAAGCCAAUGGAGAUUACAUACCUGUGUCAGUAGAUCAUGGAGUGGGUUUGCCUUGUCAUGGGACAUUUCUUCUCCACCAGGGUAUCCAGAGACGCAUUUCAGUGACACUGGUGCAUGAAGCUGGCGCUGAGCUGAAGUGGCUGGAAGUGCGAGAGCUGGUUGUAGGUCGCAUCCGGAAUACCCCAGAGGCAGAUGAGUCUCUAAUUGACCCAAACAUCUUGUCACUGAAUAUUCUAUCUGCGGGAUAUCGGCCCCCUGAAGGAGGUGAUCGGCAGUUUCUUGAUUCUGAUACUCCUAGCUGCCAAUCCGGGAGGGGCACCAGGACAUUCUAUCACUUUGAGGUGGCCUGGGACAGCUCUAUGCACAACUCUUUGUUGCUGAAUCGUGUCACUCCAUACAGAGAGAAGAUCUACAUGACAUUGUCUGCCUAUGUUGAGAUGGAAAAUUGUACACAGCCUGCUGUGAUCACCAAAGACUUCUGCAUGGUUUUCUAUUCUCGAGAUGCCAAACUCCCAGCUUGUCGCUCCAUUCGGAACCUGUUUGGAACUGGCAGCUUACGAGCCUCUGAAAGAUUCUCCUAUAAGUUAUUGCAUUACUGUACUCGGCUUACAUGCAUGCUUAUGAAUAUGAGAGGCAAGGUGGGAUAUGCACCAAGUAAUCGUGUGACUGGAGUUUAUGAGAUGAGUCUGUGUCGUGUUGCAGAAACCAGUAGUCCAGGGAUGCAGCGGAGACGGAGACGUGUGCUAGACACCUCAGUAGCAUAUGUACGUGGGGAGGAAAACCUGGCAGGGUGGAGGCCACGGAGUGACAGCCUUAUCCUUGACCACCAGUGGGAACUGGAGAAACUUAGCUUGCUUCAGGAGGUGGAGAAAACUCGCCAUUACCUGCUGCUGAGAGAGAAACUGGAAGCCACACUCAGGGGAGCCACAGAAUCUCUCACCCCUUCCCCAAUUGAGGAGAUGCUGCCCCUUAGCCCAACAUGUCAGCCGCUUCAGCUCACAGAGGUUGGAUCACCCCGUGCAGAAGAGAACCCCCUAGAAACUGCCAGCGAAAGGCAGAAAGAGCUGGCUGCCAAGUGUCUUCGCCUGCUCACCCACACCUUUAACAGAGAGUACAGUUACAGUCAUGUAUGUGUGAGUGCCAGCGAGAGUAAGCUUUCUGAAAUGUCAGUUACACUUUUACGGGACCCCUCACUGUCUGGCUUAGGGGUCAACUCCCUUACACCAUCCAGCACCUGCCCUUCCCUAGUAGAAGGACGUUACUGCAGUCCAGAGGCUAGCCCACAACCUAUCUCCCGCGUAUUCAGCCCUGAGAGAGAGCUGCUGAGCCCAGCCGGAGACCUACUGAAAUCUCCCAGUGGUGAACUGAAGACUCCCACUCUAAACCUGUUUGUACCAGAAAUACAAGAAGUCAGAGUUAGUCCAAUUGUCUCUAAGAAGGGAUACCUACACUUCCUGGAGCCACAUACAGGAGGCUGGGUGAAGAGAUAUGUAGUAGUCAGGCGACCCUAUGUCUACAUUUACAAUAGCGAUCGGGACCCAGUGGAGAGAGCCAUCCUUAACCUCUCCCAGGCCCAUGUUGAAUAUAGUGAGGACCAACAAGCUAUGCUGAAGACCCCCAACACUUUUGCAGUAUGCACACAGCACCGCGGCAUCCUGCUGCAGGCCAGCAAUGACAAAGACAUGCACGACUGGCUCUACGCCUUUAACCCUCUCCUGGCGGGCUCCAUCCGGUCCAAACUGUCCAGGCGCAGAUCAGCCCAAAUGAGAAUUUAAUGGGAUCCUUGCUCUUCUUCCCUUCUCAUUACCAGGUCACACCUUCAGUUCAAAUUCCAAACCUGCAAACAAGAGCCUGGCUCCUCUUGGCUUGGCGCUGUCACGCGGCAGGGGUUUUACUUUAAAGUUGUCCCUGAAGAUCCCCUUUAAUCUCACUGUGCUGCACUUUCCCUCUGCUCCAACACAAUUGUAUUUUCUCUUCCUGACUGUAUAUAUUCAAUCCACCACAAAUAGUAGAGCAGCAGGGAGCCUUUUCUGAUGUGUAGGCAAGCAAGCUUGGGUUGAGCUAAAUAGUGUUUUAAAAUAAAAGAUUGACAGAGGUACACAGAGAGGUGUGCAAGGGACAAAGGAAGGAGAGUGCUGCUUUGCUUGUAUGAACAGAAAGUGGAGUUUUAGUAAUGGAAGAUAAUAUCUCUGACAGUGAUGAAUUUGGAUGCAAUGCUCUUGGUGUCUCUAGAGGUAUAUGAAACAGCCAUGCUCAAGCAAUGAAGUAUUACUCAUUAACGUACAACCAUUUCCUUGCACAAAUUGCACACUGAAUGUCACACUAUUCCUCAACCAAGGCACCAGAAUAUAUAUAUAUUUCUUCUGUAGGUUUAAUCACCUUCAUAUUAGCCUCAUUAUACAAUCUUAGAAAAGAAGAGUUAAUUUAUAAAUGGGCACUGCUUGGAUUUUAUUGGAGCACUAAAUAUUUAUUCAACUUCACUAAACCCUGAUUAAAAACAUUCUCAUUGUUGGGCCCCCCUGUUACUUACCAGACUGCUCUAUUUCCUUCCAGUCUGACUGGGCCACAUACACCCAUUUGUCCCAAAGGCAGAAAGUUCCCUUAUUUACAAACACUGACAGCAAACAUCAAGGGCAUAGGUCAUUAAAAUGCUGAAUGGUCACAGGUGACUGCAAGUCUAUUUUUAUGGUUACAAAGGGUACUGAGAAGUGAGGUGACAGUACUGAGUGCUCACUCAGCAUCGAGUCUGUAAAUAUACCUGCACACAGAUCCACAGUACAGAUCUACAGAGCAGGCAAAUGAGGCUUACAUGAGUGUAACAGAUGGCAGGCAUUAUAUUUUUGUUAAUAAAUAGGUACUGCUUGCCAACCCAUUUUAGAUUUAGAUUGUUGCCAGCAAAAUGCUUGAUUUAUCACCUAUUCAUUCCAUUAGCCUGAAUUAACACGAUAAGAGAGAUUACACCUUUUUUUAUCAUGUGUGCAUUUGGAUUUUCAGUGUAGUCAAAUUCAGAGUCAGGCCAGUAAUAAUGGGUUGCAAAUGGUCUUUUCCCUACAGUUCUGGAGCAAAUCUGUGCAGUGCAGGGCCUGUCAGUGCUAGUCUACAGCUGAUCUUGGCAUGUGUACUUAGACAUGGUAGGUUCUGCAUGGCACAGGGGUUUUACUGUACUAGUUUGUGCUGGAGCUUACUGUGAGUCCUACCCUUUCAUUGGUAAAUGACCUCCGGUGCCUUUAUACAUCAUAUUUUCAAAUCUGAAUGUAUUUAUACCUGCACAUAAUCAUUCAGGAUUACACCAAUGUAACAGCUACCCUCAAGCAAUUCAGUAAGAGGAUAUUUUUUAAACCAAAGAAUGAAACCAAGCGCAAUGUGUACAGACGAGGUAUGGAGUCAUUCUUGUGCAAAUAAUAUUGCUCCAGCCAUUAAUGGGCCAGUGAGGGUUUUAAACAUAAAGAGCAGUCUCUCUGCAAAUGAUUUACUUCACCUUAAUUUCUGUACAUAUUGAUCUAUGGCUCCCAGAUAACAAGAACUUGCUUCCCAAUGCACUUUAAUAAAGUAAUAUUAUCUUACUCAUGAUCUAAAAGUCAUCCAUGCCUUGCAACUCGUACAUAACCAUAAGGUAGGGUCCCAUCAUUGUUCAUUAAAUAUCUCAGUAAUGUGCACUGUCAUGCGUCAUAUGUCUCUCUAAAUUACCAUUCUUGGCUCAUUUAUUGUAGCUCCUGAUGAUAUGGUAAAUCUGGUUUCUUUCUUUGUUAUAGUGCUGCAAAUAAAUGUGAAGCUAUUAAGGCACUUAAAUUAAAGAGGAAUUUGUAGAAAAGAAAGAUCAAUUGCAAUGUCAAAGCAACCCCUGUUAUGUAAGGGUCUAAAAUGCACCAAAUCCAAUAAUCUCAAUCUGUCUGUCUCUUUCUUUGUCUUUCAAGGAUAAGGCAAUGAUCUGUCUCUUGAACUAGACCAGUCAGUGUGUGUGGGGGGCUGAUAGCUCUUCAGAACCUGUCUCAUGGUCAGCCAGCCUUGAGGCCUCUGAAGUUCCAUCACUUCCUACGCAGGUCAGAUGUGUAUCUGAGGCCAGCCAACCUACAGAGCACAGUUUCUUGGGACAGACCAUGCCUCUAAAUCCUGAGGAGAGUAAGAGAAGUGCUACAAAGCAGAAUAAUUACAGCAUUCAUUAUACGCAAGAGUAGGCAUGUUCCAUCACCAACCUAGUGCAGCUAAACAUGUCCUGUUGGAUAACCAGACCAAGAGAUUGAAAAAAGGGAAAAUACCACAACUAUAUGGGGUCCAGUUUGAGCAAAAGAUUGCAUAUCUAAUAAUAUAUCAGAAAAGAAGGACUUGAUGGCAUGGCUUUAACAAGGAGCCCUCCAUUACCUCACCAGUGCACUACCAAUUUCCUAAAAAUAACAUAUUUUUAAAGUACAGUUAUGCUGUAAAGUCAGAAGAAUUCAGUUCCUAAGACAAACCAGGCAUUGAGGAUUGUGCAGCAGAGACUUUUAUUGCUUUAUUUAAUCACUUGCCGAGGUGCAGGCUGUAAAAAUGGCAUUACUUAUGUAGUUUCUAAAGGUUGUCCUCAAGUAUAAUUAUUACUGUCAUGUCCUGUACAUUAGUGUCACAUAACUGAGUGGUAAAUAACACAAUGCAGAUUAGUUACUAACAAGGGGCAAGCUUGCACUAAUGCAUCUUACCAUGGCAACCAAUCAAAUUGUUGCUUCCAACAUUCUUCCUGCAGUCGAUUGAACAAAGCUAAUGACUGGUUGCUAUGGCUUGCUGCCCGAGUGCAAAGUUGCCCAUGGUCUAGUAAAUGAAACUGGGUAUUUGGGAUAUUUUUUGUUCACUAGUAUGGCAGAGUGUAAAUAACAUAUUAUAUAUAAUUAUAAAGAAAUAGGAAAUGCUAGAUUAGCAAGGCUCAACAAAUGAGGCCUUUAGGAGCAACCCAUCAGUUUUCUAAACCAAUACACCGCAGACAUUUUUCUGUGCACCAUUUAAAAUAGUGCUACAUAGUGAAAAAAUGAUGUUAAAGUCACAGAAUAUAUUCCAUGUAGCUAGCUUUUUGCCCACUACGUGUGGGUGUUGUAUCUCUUGAAACCUGGCAAUAUGUGUAUGUUAGGUGUAAAUGGUUCUGUUCCUGCACAAACUGACACUGCUUGUUUGUAACGACUAAAAAUGUAAUAUUUAUAAAUGGAACUUGUUAAUAUUUUGUGUUUCUUUCAACACCAUUAUAUUGUUUGAAUUCAUUUUCUACUAAGCACUGUAAAGAACCCCCCCUCCCUCCCUCAAUGCCAGACCCACGGCUGUGUUUGUGUAUAUUUACCUACUACAUGUUUCACUAGGAAGCUUUGGGGAGAGGUGUUAGUAAAUAGUCCGUUGUGAGUCACAUGAUACCAGGGUCUUGUUCAGAGCAUCUUGGAACAUCUUGAAAGGCUUCUCAAUGCCUUAACGUAGAAUAGUAUUUUUAAGGAGGGAGGUGCUGCUUUCAAAGUCAUGUGCUUUCUACAUGGGUAGUGGGACAUUACAUUCUAUAGACAGUGAACUGCACUUUUAGAUGUCAAGCACUUUUAGUAUCAUACACGUUAGAGUCAAAUUUAGAGGCAUAUUGUGCAGACUUAAAGUGGUCUUGUUACAUUAUUUCCAGAACAAUCUAUAUUGUGGCGCUCACCAUUACAGACUUUCUAGGGAGUAGAUUAAUGUAACUUCAUGAACAUAGGAGGUUCUGCAGCAGCUAAAACCUUUGCACUUUAAACAAGCACCCUAGAUACACCAAUUGCCUACCAUGAGUUGGCUGCUCACAAACAUACUCUUACAGAAGACUAUGCUUUGGUGAGCUGAUCCUCUUCCUUUCCUGUAUCAGUGUGUGUUAAUGUAUUGCCAUCUUUAUUGCGCUUACUUGGUACAGCACCAUAGAAUAUGUCGACACAGUAAUCGUUAUGAAAAUGUAGCAAGACGGCACUUGGAUGCCAGGCAGUAGGGUCAGAAAAUAUCAAUGGGAGAUUCCACCCAUUAGUGGCAUAGGAUAUCCUUCUAAAUCAGUCCAUACCCAACCUGUGAGCUUCAGGCUGCUGUGAAACCUGGAGGGAUAAAGGUUGGAUACUUUUAUUUCAAUAAAUUCCAUAUGGAGGAAUACAGAGAUAGUAGAAUACCUGAUACUCGGCGCAAUCUCUGUGUUCCUGUUCUUAUAUGUAAGCACUGAAUAUUCAAGACGUGCACAUUUGAUGAAUAGACAACAGAGACGUAGGGCAGCUGCAGGUUUCAAGUGCCAUCUCUGCUUGAGCAGAACUAGAUUCCUUAACAGUUAGUCCCCCCUCAGCUCAGCCACAGAACCUUGGAGAAUCCAAUAGGGGUCGCUGCAGCUAAAAUACCCCCUCCAGCCAACUCAGCUGACACCUUUCUUUUUCUGUAACAAAGUUUAUUUAAAAAGGAGAUCAUGUUUAUUUUCUCCUAUUUGCAAUGCUUUGCACAACCCUCUGUCCAUCAUUAAUGUCACAUGACCGUCACGUGUAUUUAUUUAUGUAUUUUAACAGUUAAUGUUGGCAGUAGACCUGCCGCCUGUUUUAUUUAUGCAGUGUAUGAUGAUUUACUUGGCAGUGUAAUUUAAUGAAAUCGUAUGUUCCAGUACAAUACCUAUUCUGUACUUAUUGUAAAUGUUUUUAUUAUAUUCAUGUAGGAAAAUGUGUCUUAAUUCUUGCUUAAGAAAGGAAUCCUGAGAUCCACAUUUGUAUGGACUCUGUAUGCAUAUGGGAGAAAAGAAUAGGGUUCUGCCCGGUGUGGCACCAGAACACUUAAUUGGCCCUCACUGCAUCCCUUAACUUCCAUUUUCGUAAAUCUCCCUCCGUGCUAUUCCUAUGGUGCUUUGCAGGGGCGAAAAAGAUAAAGAAGGCUCUUGGUAAACAACCUGAGUAUUAGCAGUCGGCUGUAGGGUACGGUGGCCUUGUUGGCUGGACCUGUAACAUUAUCACAUACAUAGUGCAUGAACAACCCAGAGCAUCAUUUCUAGUAAUCCAUUAUUUAUCUUUUUUAUCUGUAUAUUCCAACUAACAAGGUAUAUGUCAGUGCAAGAAAUAAAGGUUUCUGUGUCAUAACUGUAGAAUAAAACAAUGUAAGAUAACCUGUCUUCUGAGUGCCUCUUUGCUUUACCCCUUUCUAGAGCCUAUUAGGCUUUAAAUUGUAAUCUUUAAUAAAAUGUGAUUCUUGAAAUGAUUAAACAAAUAACUGAAGCAAAGAAACCUGAAGGGUGCAACAAUCCAGCCCAACAUCACCACCCUGCGGAUGUCCCUCUGUCCCAGAUCCCUUCUGUAUGUACCUGAUGCUCAGCCCUUCCCACUGUAUGGCCCUGGCCACAAGCUCUGUGCUAUGUGUCUCGUAACUGUAAUGUGUACUUCUUCUGAGUAUUUGGGCUAUAAGAUGUGCAGCGGGGGCUCUCAACUGAUUUGUUAAGUUUUCCACUGCCCACGGGCUGCUCAGUGCAUUGUACUGGAAAGCAUUGCAAGUCCAACUGGCACCGAUGUUCUAACCAAGGGUCUGCGAUCUGGAAUAAUCAAUCCAUUAAUUAAUAAAUGUGGCAUUAAUGCAAACAAA
Molecule: messenger RNA, 11494 nt
Organism: Xenopus tropicalis (tropical clawed frog)
Lineage: Eukaryota; Metazoa; Chordata; Amphibia; Anura; Pipidae
Gene: kif1a
Product: kinesin family member 1A
Exons: 51
Coding region: 217-5709 (1830 amino acids)
Biological process (GO): transport along microtubule; microtubule-based movement
Cellular component (GO): synapse; transport vesicle membrane; cytoskeleton
Molecular function (GO): microtubule binding; ATP binding; cytoskeletal motor activity
Source: RefSeq, a predicted model, not a curated record